Cetraspora pellucida is the source of this 211-nucleotide messenger RNA. The record is from the annotation of a GenBank genome assembly. NCBI's taxonomy places the organism in Eukaryota, Fungi, Glomeromycota, Glomeromycetes, Diversisporales, Gigasporaceae.
AUGCAAGAAAAAUCACGUAAUGGACCUAAACGUACACAUCCAGGAAACCAUUUCUUUCCUGUAAAUUCCAUUUGUACAUGCUCCAUAUUGUAUAGGUACAAGACAUUAGCACAGCAUACCCUUGAUUGGGUUGAAGAAUUCCUUAUGCAAUAUCCAGGAACAAACCGGUUUAUAAGCUCAACCUAUUUAGAUACUCAUAUCGACGGACAUU